AUGAGGUUUUGUUUGUCGGCCUUGACUUCGAAAAAACCCAAGAACAGGAUAAAAGACGCGAAGAGCGCGCAAACAAUCGCCAUUCCCUCGCAAUGCACGCAAAGCGUAAGUACAACAAAAGUGUCGCCAACACUGACCGCCAUUUCCGCAGUUCUCAUCUCUCUCGCGCUUCUCUUCCUUCUGGCGGACGUCUGUCGCGCGCAGAGACGGCGCAACCGCAACCGCAACAAAGGCAAAGGAUCCAAUUGUCACCUCAAAGACGUCGACAAGUGUCUCGAGCCGCUCUCUGCGCUCGGAAAACAGGACAACCCGACGGCUAUCAUCGCGACCUCUGACGGCGUCGACCGACUCUGCGGUACAAUCAAAGGCAAGUUCGGCGCAUGCGUUCGCGAGUACUUCAAGAAGUGCGGAACUCCUUUGCAUCGCGAGGUCUCGGGUCUGGUUCUCGACCAAGUGCUCCAUCACACGAAAGACAUGUGUUCGAAGGGACCGAAACGCGAAAAGUUCCUGCGCGCGUCGCCGUGUCUGCACGAGAAGGUGUUGUCCACGCGGGAGGCGAAGGAUGAGUGCAACAAUCGCUAUCUCGCGACUCUGAACGCCGCCGGCGACCGCAACGACUCGCUCACGAGCGUGUGCUGCGGGUAUCGGCAUUGGGAAGACUGCACGCGGCGUUUGGCGCGACAAAAGUGCGGCGAAGACGGCGUCCACGCGCUCGCCUUCAUCGUGUCGCACGCUUUCAUGGACUUCCCGACCCUCACGUGUCCCGAAGGACUCUUCGACGCCGAGUCGGCCGACUGUCGCGCAGUGGUGGCGCCGAAGGGCAAGAAAGUACGUCUGAAUGUCGGAGAGUCGGGAAUCGGCAGAUAUAACGUCGCGAAUAUGUUUUCGUUCAUGUUUUCCGUCUAA
Molecule: messenger RNA, 906 nt
Organism: Oppiella nova
Lineage: Eukaryota; Metazoa; Arthropoda; Arachnida; Sarcoptiformes; Oppiidae
Source: the annotation of a GenBank genome assembly